Guyanagaster necrorhizus is the source of this 1439-nucleotide messenger RNA. RefSeq lists its product as uncharacterized. NCBI's taxonomy places the organism in Eukaryota, Fungi, Basidiomycota, Agaricomycetes, Agaricales, Physalacriaceae. The record is from RefSeq and is a predicted model, not a curated record. Gene Ontology annotation, molecular function: DNA binding. The transcript has 2 exons. Bases 40 to 1143 code for a protein of 367 amino acids. Gene Ontology annotation, biological process: regulation of DNA-templated transcription.
CACGGUAAUUUUUGUAUCCCUCCUGACACAACUAGCACAAUGUCUGCCUGCGCAGAGAGUGACCUACACAGCCGACUACUAUCUGUCGUUGAUGGUCUUUUUGACUCCCACAAUACAUCCCCAACUUCUUUGCAGACUUACAAUCUUGAACUCGCCGAUCUGGAAAAGGACCUGAUUGAUAGCCAAAGCUCGGGCACACUCCAUUCUCAGACGGCGGAACUCGCAUGCUCUGUUGCAAAGGCAAUAGAAUUGGUCUGCCAGACGUUUAUGAAUCUUCAUGUUCAGUCGAACAAUAUACUACAGGACUCGGAGAAGGAAUUGUGUGCCAUUGAAGGUGCCGAAAAGGCAACGCCUCCCCCUCCCGCCCGGACGAGCAAAAAGCGGACACACUCGUCUACAUCCCCGGAGCCGCCGGCAAAGCGAAAGCGAAUGGUGUCUUCGGAAUCGGUGUCUUCGGAAUCAGGGACUUCUUCGUCGCCCGACUACAGUCCGCUAUACACCUGGUUAUCAAACAACCUGUACAACCCCUACCCCUCCGCUCCUGUGCGAGCAGACCUGUGCCGAGCUGCAGGGGGCGCGGACGUCGAGCGGUGGUUCACGACUGCGCGGCGGCGGAUCGGAUGGACAGAGCUGGUGAGACGGGUGGCUGGUGGUCGGUCAAAGGUGGUGAGUGCAGCUGAAAAGUACUGGAAGGGAGAGGGGAGGGAGUACCAGGUCGAGUUUGCAUUGAUUGAGCAGAAUUUGAAGGAUAUUUAUGGUGCCCGGUUUGGUGGGCCGGGGGAGGUGGUGAAGCUGUUUGGAGCUGUGCCUUGUUUGAAGCGGAAGAGGGACGAGUCCCAGGAAGAGGAGAGACCCCCAAAGACCUUUCAGGCAGACGUGCCACCAAACCUCGACAACUGGUUCGACGAUAUCUAUUCCUUCCCCAACGGCAACGUCCAACUCGACGUGCAACUCCCUGCGCCCAUCGACCCGCCGCCUGUUCUAUCCGACUUGGACAGCUUUCAGGCCGUGUUUGACACCUCGAUAUCGGACAUUUAUUCUCAAGUUCAUUUCGACAUUUCUAACUUUGAUUUUCCGUCAGACCCUUCCUGGAGCACAGAUCCCAUCUUUUCUUCAUUUGACUUUGCCAUCCCGGUCUCGUAACUAUGAAAUCCAUGUCGUCCACCUAUUGUCUUCACCUCUCGCAACCGAGCCAAUGUUCCGAGCCACGAUUCUGUCCGCUUGCUCGCUCGGAUGUAGCUCGUCGUACCUGCAUUUUGCUAGUCAAAAACGAGAUCACCAAUGAAUCAAAAUCCACCCACCACAGGAAACUGUCCCGGUCCGUUCCCUCCGCCGUCGUGCAUACGCUGCUCCCGCCUCCCUCUGUAUACACACACGACACCACUGCACCCGUGAUAUUCAACGGCGCCGUCCCAUUCAGGUACUCUGCCGGGUUGUCG